Molecule: messenger RNA, 1815 nt
Organism: Trachymyrmex cornetzi
Lineage: Eukaryota; Metazoa; Arthropoda; Insecta; Hymenoptera; Formicidae
Exons: 1
Coding region: 1-1815 (604 amino acids)
Biological process (GO): proteolysis
Molecular function (GO): aspartic-type endopeptidase activity
Source: RefSeq, a predicted model, not a curated record
AUGGAUUCGAUGUCAUUAUUAGAAGCUAAAACCAAACGAACCACUGCCAAAGCCUCACUCACACGACACAAAACUGCUAUAGAAAAUUUCGAGGUAACAAAUGGCUCGCGACACGACAUCACUGAGCGUAAAAAAAGAUUAACAGAAUUAUGGAAUCUAUUUGACAUAGUACAAUCGCGCAUAGAGCUACUUGAAUUUCAAGAUCCAUCGCUUACAAAUAAAGAUGAGCUUCUUGCUCAACAACAACAGCACAGAUCACAAUUCGAAAAUAUAUAUUUUAGUAUAAUCUCGCGUUGUGAUUCACUUAUCGAAUACUUUGAUCAACGCAAUCCAGUACUCUCGUCGCAACGGCAAAAUGAUGAACUCCAAGCACGCGCUCCAACAAACAGGGAAUCGCGCAUUAAACUACCUAAAAUUGAACUUCCAGUUUUUACAGGUGACUUCGAGGAUUGGUACACUUAUCAGGAUACUUUCGAGAAGCUGAUACAUGCCAAUAACAGCUUAACGGAAAUAGAAAAAUUCCACUAUUUACGUUCAUCACUCAAAGACAAGGCCUCUGAAAUUAUAAAAUCGAUCGAAACAACCACUGACAAUUACAAGGACGCCUGGGACGCUGUCAAAGAACGUUUUGAUAACAAACGUUGGAUAAUCCAAAGGCACAUCAGAGCAAUAUUCGAAGCUCCCUCAUUACUCAAAGAAAAUCAUUCUCAACUGCGUGAGUUACUGGAUACCAUCUCAAAACAUUUGCGCGCGCUUAAAGCAUUGAAAAGGCCCGCUGAGACCUGGGAUGACCUGAUCGUCCACAUAAUCUUGUCAAAAUUAGAUUCAGUAACAAGCAAGGCAUGGGAGACUAGUCUUCCCACCAAUGAUCCUCCGAAUCUAAAAACUUUAACUGAAUUUCUUUCUAAGCGUUGCCAGGCGCUCGAAUUGAUCUUUAGCAAAAUGUCAAUUAAUCAAUCUACCAACACUCCAAAAUUUGGAACAAGGCCAAAGAGUGCCUCAGUCACAAAUAUCGCCACAUCUGAUUUAUCGUGUCCCCAAUGCAAAGAAACUCAUCCUUUGUAUUAUUGCAAAUCAUUUCUUAAAUUGCCAAUAGAAAAGAGAAUUUCUGUAGUAAAGAGAGCUCAUCUAUGCGCGAAUUGCUUAAGAUCUAAUUCUCAUAACGCUAAGGAUUGUAAUUCGAGCGCUUGCCGCAAGUGCAAAAAGAAGCACAAUACGCUUCUCCAUUUAUCAAAUUCAACAGACCACGAUAAACCAUCCGUGCCUAAUUCUGAACUCAAUUCUGAAAAAGAAAAUUCUAUACAACCGAUCGUUACUCAGUGUUUGUCAACACAGCGCUCUUUAAAUAUUAUAUUAUCAACCGCUAUCAUUCACGUCUUCGAUUACAAAAACGAGUUACACUCUUGUCGCGCAUUGUUAGACAGCGGAUCACAGCUAAAUUUUAUAACGCAGGAACUAGCAGAUAAGUUAGGCGUUAAAAGACAAUCAAUCAAUAUUUCAGUUUCUAGCGUAGUUAAAAAUAUGGUUCAAGCUAAAACUAUGAUCAAUGUAUGUAUCAAAUCUCGUUUUAAUAAUUUUACUGAAAAUUUAGAUUGCAUAGUUCUGCCACAAAUUACCCAACGAUUACCUCAACAUUACAUUUCAAAACACAACUUAUCAAUACCAAAUCAUCUAAAAAUGGCCGACCCAAGCUUCAAUGUUCCAGAACAUAUAGACAUGCUAAUCGGGGCGGAAUUAUUUUGGAGGCUCAUCUCCGCUGGCCAAAUUCAAGUUUCCAAAAAUCAACCUACUCUACAAAAAACCCUCCUAGGAUGA